This is a messenger RNA of Pseudophryne corroboree (corroboree frog), 3634 nucleotides long. RefSeq names its product TOX high mobility group box family member 3 (gene TOX3). The transcript has 8 exons. The record is from RefSeq and is a predicted model, not a curated record. Gene Ontology annotation, cellular component: nucleus. Gene Ontology annotation, biological process: regulation of transcription by RNA polymerase II. NCBI's taxonomy places the organism in Eukaryota, Metazoa, Chordata, Amphibia, Anura, Myobatrachidae. Bases 809 to 2587 code for a protein of 592 amino acids. Gene Ontology annotation, molecular function: chromatin DNA binding.
GUGGCACAGGGAGGGAGGGACCCCGGCUCCUGCUUGUCAUUGCCUAUUACUUAUUCAUUUCUCCCAGGGAGCUCUGCCAGCAGCAGCUAUAGUCUCUCUACCACUUCAAACUCCACUCUCUAACCGUUGGCUGGAAAGACUUUUUUUUUUGUUUUGUUUUGUUCUUCAAUAAGCCCCCACCCCUCCUCCUUUCUUUUAAACAGACAGAGAGGUCAUUUAAUACAAACUCAUGUAUCCAUCUUUGCACAAAUCCUUAUUGGUGGAAUAAAGUCCUCUGGAUCUGUUGGGAGUUUACAAUUUGUUUUGCAUUAUUAUUAUUUUUGCUCCUUUAUGGUUUGACAGUGAUCUCUGCUUUGGGCUGUGGGUUUUUUUUUUUAAAUAAUUAUUAUUUUUACUGUUGAUUUGGUGCGGGGGGGGUUGUCCCGUUUCUGAUCAGCACCCUGUGCUGGCUUGUGCACGGGAGCUGCUGAUCCCAAUAACUAAAGCGCGUGGCUCCUUUGUGUAUAGCAGCUGCUGCUGAUCAAUGCAUAGGCAAGUCCUGUGGUUUUAGCUCCUUGCAGCUUUCUUUUAAAAUAAAUAAUAACAGCCCUGCAUCAGCCUACAAUAAGCUCCCAGACUUCUGCCUCCUGCGUCCAGCAUCCAGCCUGCUUGCUGCUCUGUGUUUUUGCCUUCCUGGAAGAUCUGUGCUGUUUAAUCCCCCUUUGCUUCUUCCUGCAACUUGUAUUUUAUCUGCACCUGAGACUAAAGGAAGAAUCUGAAUGCUGACCUAUUAGGACUGGGUGAAAACUGAAACUUGACAAACUCAAACAUGGAUGUAAGGUUUUACCCAGCAGCUGCUGGCAAUGCCCUGAGUGGAGAAUCACCAAAUCUGGACUUUUCACAGUGUUUAGACUACUACAGUUAUAAGUUUGGAAAUAAUAACAACUACAUGAAUAUGGCAGAAGCCAAUAAUGCAUUUCUUGCUGCAAAUGAGAAACAGCAGUGGACUGAAGAAUGCUUUAAGACGUUUCACACACCGAGUCUUGGUGAUGAAGAAUUUGAGAUUCCGCCCAUAACUCCACCUCCAGAAAAUGACCCGGCACUUGGCAUGACAGAUGUUCUUCUCCCAUUCCAAGUUAUGGGUGAAGCUUUGGCUGCCCAGGGCAAUGAAUUUACACCUCAGUUCCCACCUCAAAGUCUGGACCUCCCAUCUAUUACUAUAUCUCGGAAUCUAAUAGACCAGGAAGGAAUGUUGCACAGCAAUGGCUUGACGAUGGAUCAAAGACAGGCUCAGAUGGCCCAAUAUCGCCAGGAUCACUCCUUGAUUAUGAGGUCAUUGGUACAUAUGUCUGACGUGGCACGUGCAGGAAUAAUGUCUCAAAGUCAACUCACCACCAUAAACCAGUCUCAGCUCAGCGCUCAACUAGGUCUCAAUAUUGGUGGAGCUUCCAUUCCACAUACAUCUCCUUCUCCUCCAGCUAGCAAGUCAGCGACACCAUCUCCUUCCAGUUCAGUCAACGAAGAGGAUGGAGAUGAUACAAACAGGAUGAUUGGAGAGAAACGAGCUGCCCCGGAUUCUGGCAAGAAACCUAAAACUCCAAAGAAAAAGAAAAAGAAAGACCCCAAUGAACCCCAAAAGCCGGUAUCUGCAUAUGCAUUGUUCUUUAGGGAUACACAAGCUGCAAUUAAAGGUCAGAACCCCAAUGCUACUUUUGGUGAAGUGUCGAAAAUUGUUGCCUCGAUGUGGGAUGGCCUUGGAGAAGAGCAAAAGCAGGUGUACAAGAGAAAAACAGAAGCUGCCAAAAAGGAAUAUUUAAAGGCUCUUGCAGCCUACAGAGCAAGCCUGGUAUCUAAGGCUGCAGCAGAAUCGGCAGAGGCUCAGACAAUACGCUCUGUCCAGCAAACACUGGCAUCAACCAAUCUCUCUUCUUCUCUUCUCCUCAACUCCUCACUUUCCCAGCAUGCAUCUAUCUCAGUGGCAGCCCAGAAUCUCCAGCAAUCACUUCCAAGGGCGAUUGCACCUAAACCUUUAUCCAUGAGACUACCCUCUAGCCAGAUUGUGACUUCUGUCUCCAUUGCACCUAACAUGCCAUCUAGCAUGGGAACUCCUUUAAUGAGCUCUAUGGGUGCACCUAUGGUUGCCACACCACCCUCUUCUCAAGUGAGCCCCUCAUUGCAGAGCCAGCAGCAUCACAUCCAACAACUGCAGCAGCAGCAGUUACAGCAAAUGCAGCAGCAGCAGCUUCAUCAGCACCAAAUGCACCAGCAGAUCCAGCACCAAAUGCAGCAGCAACAUUUUCAGCAUCACAUGCAGCAGCAGAUUCAACAUCAGCAACAGCAACAACAACUCCAACAGCAAAUGCAGCAGCAACUGCAACAUAUACAUCUACAGCAGAUGCAGCAACAGCAGCAGAUGCAACACAUUCAGCACCAGUCUCAGUUGUCUCCUCAACAACAAUCACCUGCCGCUUCCCAAACUGGGGUACCUAACCAGAUAGCGUCACCCAUCCCACAUAUCAGUAGUCCGCCCCCAUCAUCCCAACAUCAUCAGCCAUUAAUACAGUCCCAGGCACAGACUCAAGUGCUGUCUCAAGUCAGUAUUUUCUAAUCCUUCAGUGGUUUCAUUGUUGGAUAGUUUCAUCUCCUUAAGGGAAGGUGCAUAUGCUGUAAAUUGUCCAAACAUGUUAUGCGAGUUUGCAUAAUGUACCAAGUGAAACUCUUAAGUGUCUAUUAGAUAGGCAAUAAAGAACGAUGUAACCUGUAUCGUAUUUUAGCAUCCUCAAAAUCACUUCUCUAAAAACUAAAGAAAGCUGUCCUUUUGGGUUUCUUUUUCAAGUGAUGCCUUUUUAAUUUAUUAAAGCUUUUCCUAAAAUAUGUGAAUUGUGUGGUCUAAAAAACACACUGGGAAGUAACUACAAAAAUCUGCAGACCGUUUGAGUGAACUUGAAGAUGCCGCAAUGUGUUUGGACCGCAAUGCAUUGUCUGCAGUGGAAACUCAAAAAAGACAAAACAUAUGCAGUUGGAACUACCUGUAAAGUGAUAAUGUCACAAUCAUGCAAGUGCAUUUGUAUAACAUAUGUAGUUAAUGGCAUUUUUGUCAUAUGUUAUGAUGUAAAUCACAGAUGUUUGCCAAAGUUUUUUUUGUCUAUUCUGAAUAAUGAAAAAAAAGGUCUUAUUAGCAACCAAAAUUUAAGUUUUAAAUACACUGUAACAGUAUGUUGAUUGGUUCUGUGUCCCUGCCAUAUACAUUUGAAUUAGAAAAAAAUGUGAAUAUAAUGUGCUUAAGUGACACUUUUCAUAUUAAAUCAAUGUAUUUUUCAAAGGGAAAUGCACUUAAUAAAUGGUUAUUCUAAGAGCUAAAUUUAACUAAUGCUACAAGUACUGUAUGAGCAGUAGAAUAUUUAAAAGGGUACCCUAAGUAAGGUGUAUAUAUUUUCUUUCGGAGUUGUAUGUUUUGUUGUAAAAGGUUUUCAUAAACAAGGCUUUAAUGUAACACUGGUUACAGAACCAUUAAUUGCUACAUCGCUUAUUGUGUUUUUAUGCUGUUUUAUACUUUUUUAUGAGUUCUGAUAGCAGCAGUUAAGUUGUUUGUAUUUUUGCUUAACUGAAAAAAAAUGCUUUUAUCUUGCAAUAGAAUAAACACGUUUCUGUAAUA